UUGGCUAAGGCAUCACUUCCAUUUGCAUUCUAGAAUCAACUGGACAGCCGACCAAGCCAGCAAAAUGAAACUGUUGUUGAUCUGCGCAUUUGUUGCCGCCGUGGCAGCUACUUCCCCUAGCAGCGAGUACUUGCCCCCCGCAUACGGUGCCGCCUCGGCUCCAGUUGCUUCCUACGCCGCAGAGGCUUCGGCUCCAGUUGAGUCCUACUCUGCCCCAGCCCAGGCCAGCUACACCGCUGCCGCUUCCGCUCCAGCACAAUCUUACUCGGCUCCAGCUGCCUCAUACUCGGCUCCCGCUCAGGCUACCUACACCGCUGCCGCUUCUGCCCCAGCUGUGUCCUACUCGGCUCCCGCUCAGGCUGUGUCCUACUCGGCUCCCGCUCCAGCUGUGUCCUACUCGGCUGCUGCUUCGGCCCCGGCUGCAUCUUACUCUGCUCCAGCUCCAUCUUACACCGCUGCUGCUUCGGCCCCAGCUGCAUCCUACUCCGCUCCUGCUGAGUACGAGACCGCUGCUUCCGAGCCCGCACACACCUUCUCGGCUAACGAUGGAUACCGCUACAAGACCCAGCGUCGUCGCGUCAUCCGUCGCCACCGUCGUGAUGUGAGCCAUCUGCCCUCCAACGAUUACCUGCCCCCCUUCCAGGGAGCUGCUUCCGCACCAACCUCUGAGUACCUGCCCCCAGCAGCGUCUGCCCCAGCUCCAGUCUACCAGGCCGCUCCUGCACCAUCCUACACCUCCGCUGCUUCGGCUCCAGCUGUGUCCUACUCUGCCCCUGCUGCCUCCUACUCUGUUGCUGCUUCGGCCCCUGCUGCAUCCUACUCCGCUCCUGCUGAGUACGAGACCGCUGCUUCCGAGCCUGCACACAGCUUCUCGGCCAACGAUGGAUACCGCUACAAGACCCAGCGUCGUCGCGUCCUCCGUCGCCACCGUCGUGAUGUGAGCCAUCUGCCAUCCAACGAGUACCUGCCCCCAGCAGCCUCUGCCCCAGCUCCAGUCUACCAGGCCGCUCCUGCACCAUCCUACACCGCCGCUGCUUCGGCUCCAGCUGUGUCCUACUCUGCCCCAGCUCAAGCUGUGUCCUACUCGGCUGCUGCCUCUGCUCCAGCUGUGUCCUACUCGGCCCCAGCUCAGACUUACUCUGCCCCUGCUGCAUCCUACUCUGCGCCAGCUCCAGUCUACCAGGCCGCUGCCUCCGCACCAGCUGUGUCCUACUCGGCCCCAGCUGAAUCCUACUCCGCCCCAGCUGCAUCCUACUCUGCUCCUGCUGAGUACGAGACCGCUGCUUCCGAGCCAGCACACAGCUUCUCGGCCACCGAUGGCUACCGCUACAAGACCCAGCGUCGUCGCGUCCUCCGUCGCCACCGUCGUGAUGUGAGCCAUCUGCCAUCCAACGAGUACCUGCCCCCAGCAGCCUCUGCCCCAGCUCCAGUCUACCAGGCCGCUCCUGCACCAUCCUACACCGCCGCUGCUUCGGCUCCAGCUGUGUCCUACUCUGCCCCAUCUCAAGCUGUGUCCUACUCGGCUCCCGCUCCAGCUGUGUCCUACUCGGCUGCUGCCUCUGCUCCAGCUGUGUCCUACUCGGCCCCAGCUCAGACUUACUCUGCCCCUGCUGCAUCCUACUCUGCGCCAGCUCCAGUCUACCAGGCCGCUGCCUCCGCACCAGCUGUGUCCUACUCGGCCCCAGCUGAAUCCUACUCCGCCCCAGCUGCAUCCUACUCUGCUCCUGCUGAGUACGAGACCGCUGCUUCCGAGCCAGCACACAGCUUCUCGGCCACCGAUGGAUACCGCUACAAGACCCAGCGUCGUCGCGUCAUCCGCCGCCACAGAUAUUGAACGGUUUAGCAGUUGAGGCUCCCCCAACAAACCCAGCCAAACACUGCUUUGGUUUCGGGUUCUUUGGUCACUUGUACCGAAAAAUUGUUAGGGAACGAAAUUGAUAAAUUCAAAAAUAAAACAGUUACAAAAUAUAA
Molecule: messenger RNA, 1971 nt
Organism: Drosophila miranda
Lineage: Eukaryota; Metazoa; Arthropoda; Insecta; Diptera; Drosophilidae
Product: extensin-2
Exons: 2
Coding region: 65-1834 (589 amino acids)
Biological process (GO): positive regulation of transcription by RNA polymerase II
Cellular component (GO): RNA polymerase II transcription regulator complex
Molecular function (GO): transcription coactivator activity
Source: RefSeq, a predicted model, not a curated record